Drosophila eugracilis is the source of this 1780-nucleotide messenger RNA. RefSeq names its product beta-1,4-glucuronyltransferase 1. The record is from RefSeq and is a predicted model, not a curated record. NCBI's taxonomy places the organism in Eukaryota, Metazoa, Arthropoda, Insecta, Diptera, Drosophilidae.
AAGUAUAAUAUAAAUAUCUCAACAUUUCGUAGAUUUCAAAUAGUUCGGGAACCUAUCACUUAGUGCGUUGUGGAUUUUAAAAUUAUUAAUUAUAUAAUUUUACCAAUAUUUCUUGAAAAAGAUGAACUAUAACUCUAAAAAAUCGGCCACAAUAAUAGAUAGAAAUCUACGGUUAUGUCGUCAUCUACUGUUAACAAAUUUAUUUGAAAUUUGUUAACUUAUUGAUAACGGAAUGGAGUUCAGCACGUAACCUCAUCAAGGAAUGCACGACACUCUCCAGCUCCUGGUUUUCUUGUAGUUCCAAACCAAAAGCACAGUGGACUUGGAAAACUAAGAAUUAGCAGGCCAAAGUUUCCGAAUCCAGAAUGGCGACCUUAAGCUGUGGCUUUAGACGAUGUGUACGUAUGGGGUCUCUCCUCAUACUUCUCGGGGUGGCGCUCCUGCUCAUUUGGAGGAACUUACAGCAGGCGCAGAAGAUUGCCGAAAUCGGUAAGCUCAAAUGUCUAGGAUUUUCACAGACUAGCAACUCGUAUCCACCAGGCUUUCCCGGAGACUAUCUGGAGUACGUUGAACCGUCUGUCGUGCAACGAGAGGAAUCCCCCCGCACUAAGGAACUGCAGCAGUUGGUAAAGUGUCGGAACCGAUUGCUCCGCUUCCAGAGACUCCAGCACGGGGAGUACUGGCUGCUCCAGAACCUUGUGGUUGGCCGAAAGAGUCGGACCGUGGGCUGCGCCGAGUCUGUGACGUUCACCACCAAUGGAGACUACUCGUUCUUCGACAAUCUCGAAAUGGUGGCUUCACGUUGGCGAGCUCCUGUAAGCUUUUCCAUCUUUACUCCUGGGUACGACUUGAACACUACCCUAGAUUCGAUUCGGUACGUAAGGAGCUGUUUGCCGGAGAGCGAAGUCAUCAAGGACUGGGUCACAUUCCACGUGUACUUCCCUAGCAGGAACAUGCCGGGCUACGUGCCAUUUGACGAGGCAGAGGUGCUGGGCUUUCAGCACUUCUGCACCAUGGCAAAUGGAUCUCAGGUUUCGCCACCCUACACACAGAUACCUCGCAAAGAAAGCUUCAAGGUAAAGGCGAACCUCACCUAUCCCAUUAACGUGGGCAGGAAUAUAGCCCGGCAGGCGGCCAACACCCACUUCAUCUUCGCCUGCGACAUCGAGCUGUACCCCAGUUUGGGUUUUGUGGAUCAAUUCCUGGAAAUGGUGGCCAGAAACCACAGUGUCCUGGCCUUGGACCCCAAUCAGCCUAGAAGGGUGUAUCCCCUGGCCGUCUUUGAGGUCGAGUCUGGAGUUAAAGUACCCGACGACAAGGCCGAGUUGCUGUCCCUCUACCGAAACCAGCAGGCACAGGUGUUCCAUCUAAAUCUCUGCCGCACCUGCCACAUGAUCCCAGGCCAAGAAGAGUGGCUCAACCGGACUUCCAGCGCAAAGGACCAGCUGCACGUGUUCAGUCAGACCCAGCGGAAGAAGAAGUUCCGAGCUUGGGAACCCUUCUACGUAAGCGACAACACGGAGCCACUGUUCGACGAGCGAGUUACCUGGGAGGGUCAGUCCAACAAGCGCAUUCAGAACUUUGCCAUGUGCCUGUUGGGCUACGAAUACCACGUCCUAGAUCCGGCAUUCUUGGUCCACAGUCCUGGUAUAAAGGAACCCAGCAAAAGUGACUCUAUUCGGCUCCAAUAUGCGAAGGAAAUGACGAAGUUUAUCAAGGACACAGUCGAGCCCGAGUAUCGAGUGCUGUUCGGACAAAACUCCGCCUGCAAAACGUGACA